Messenger RNA from Yarrowia lipolytica CLIB122, 366 nucleotides. The record is from RefSeq and is a predicted model, not a curated record. NCBI's taxonomy places the organism in Eukaryota, Fungi, Ascomycota, Dipodascomycetes, Dipodascales.
AUGCUAUUAUUUGAGCUGUUCGAGGUAUCUCAAACGGUGCAAACGGUGCAAUUGGAGCAGGAGUUCCGAAAUCGCCUGGUUGAUUGGAGCCACAGUGUCGCGAGUUUAUGUGCUUUAAGUAUUGGCUAUCAAAUCCUCAGUAACCCUCAAUCACGCGAAAGGUACAUUGAAUUGGGCGACGAGGGUGCGUCCGAGCUGGUAGAUCAGAUUGACGACCCGUUGAACUUCCUCGAAUCAUGCUUCUACGGCUUUUAUCGACCGCAAAUCGUCGAUCCAGUGCCAUUACUCAAGGUGCUACAGGACCACAAGAAGGAAAGCACCAGGGCGGUGUUCUCAGGGACGCAAGAUAUUCUGGAAAAGUUCUAA